AUGCGGUCCACCAUGCGCGUGCUCCCGCAGUCCUACUACAUGCUGAACAAAACCAAGAUCCCGUGCUCCGUCUUCGUCACUCCCUUCGCCGAGCCCCACCCUCAGGAAGACCCCAUCCCGCUCCUCGACGGAACCGCGGGACUGGUCCGCUGCUCGGAGUGCUCGGCGUACAUGAAUCCGUUCGUGCAAUUCACCGACGGCGGCUACCACUUCCUCUGCAACCUCUGCGGCGCGGAGAACCCCACGCCCUCCUGGUACUACGGCACCACCAACAGCGCCGGCGUGCGCUUCGACCGCCAGGACCGCCCCGAGCUGUCCCGCGGGACCGUGGAGUACAAAGUGGGAGAGGAGUUCUGCACGCGCGCUGCGCAGCGGCCGCUUUUUGCGUUCGUGAUCGAUACGACGCGCGCUGCGCACCAGAGCGGCGUGUUCGACGCGGUUCUGCAGGCGCUUCGCGCGUGCGUCGAGGCGCUGCGCGAUGCCCCGCGGGCGAGAGUGGGGUUCUGCGUGUUCGACACGGCGGUGCACGUGAUUUCGAUGCGAGUACCCGCGGGGAACGCGUGCGAUGUGCUGAUGACCGAUCCCGACGAUGCCUACGCAGUGAUCAGCGAGGCGAACUGGCUCCUCGCGCCGGCCAGCGAUGCUGAAACACUAUUCCAACUGCUGGACUACAUCGCGAGCAGCUACGCUCCGAGCACGCGGCCGCCUCCCGACUACGGCUGCAGCACGGCGGCGGUGCGGACGGCGAUCGGCGCGCUGGCGGCGUCGGGCGGUCACGUGACGCUGAUCGAGUGCUCGGCGCCGCUGCUGGGCGUGGGCCGCGUGUCGGCGUCGGAGCAGAGCGCGGUGUACGGGACGGAGGACGAGUCGUCGAUGUACCUGCGGUCGCAGGACGAGGCGUACUACUCGGAGCUGGGCGUGACGUGCGCGAUGGCGAGCGUGUGCGUGGACUUCGUGGUGGCGAGCAAGGAGCACGUGCACCUCGCGGAGCAGCAAAUGCUGGCCAGUCAGAGCGGCGGCUCCGUGUAUUUGGUGAAGGACGGCGCUGCAGGACUCGCCGAGCUGCACGCCUAUCUGCAGACGUUGGUGAUCCGGGAGCACUACUGGGACGCCGUGGCGAAGCUGCGCGUGUCGGGCGGGCUGAAGGUGCAGGGCGUGACGGGGAACGGCGUGACGUCGGACGAGCAGGACCCGAUCGUGCCGAUGCUGGACUGCCAGUCCUCGUUCGAAUUCACGCUGGAUUUCCCGAAGUACAUCGAGGGAAACGACGUCUAUCUCCAGUUCGCCAUUCUAUAUCCUUUGAGGAAUUGGGAGAAGGGGCGUCGUCUGCGCAUCUUCAACCAGCGUCUCCAGUCCACGUCCACCUACCCUCGUCUUUUCAAGGGCCUCGACGGCGUGGCCGUGAUGCUCUCCCUGGCCCGCACCGCCGCGCUCCAGCUGGACUCCACGCGCCUCCCGGACGUGCGUAGCAACUUCGAGGACACCGUGGAGACGAUUCUCACGCAGUACCGCGCGCAGUGCAGCGCGUCCUCCUCCACCGGACAGCUCGUUCUCCCCGAGAACGGAAAAUUGCUCCCGCUCUUCGCCAACUGCCUCCUCAAAUCCCCGCUCCUCCUCCUCAACGAGGCCUCCCGCUUCUCCCUCGACACCGUCUAUCCCCGCGGGGACACGCGCGCCUGGGCGAUCCACUUCGUCUCGCAGUGCAAUCCGAUGCAGUUCGUGAACUUCGUGUACCCCGCUCUCUACAAACUCGACCCCGCCAACGACGCGUGGGGCCGCGAAGACCCCGCCACCGGGUUCGUGAGCAAGCCUUCGUUCGAAUUCCUCACGGAAGCGGCGCUGGAUCUGGGAUUCGUGUAUUUAUUGGCCGGCUGGCGAGGACUGAUGCUGGUGGUGAGCAAUCAGGUGCCUGCAGAGGUGAUGGAGAGCCUGUUCGGCGUGCGAGGCGUGACGGACGAGGCGAUGGCGAACGGUUUGAUGCUGCUGAGAGAAGGAGACGAGCUUUGCGAACGCGUUAACACGCUCGUGGAGGAGUUGCAGGCACAGCUUGGGUGCUACUUGCAGCCUGCCGUCGUGAUGCGAGGAACGCCGAAAGCGAGUUUGGUCAUGGAGAUGAUGACGGAGGAUCGCAUUCGGAAGGAGCCGUCGUUCUCCGACUAUUUGAGACAUUUGCACUCCGCGAUUAUCGGAAAUAUGUAG
This is a messenger RNA of Blastocystis hominis, 2199 nucleotides long. RefSeq lists its product as hypothetical. Gene Ontology annotation, biological process: endoplasmic reticulum to Golgi vesicle-mediated transport; COPII-coated vesicle cargo loading; intracellular protein transport. The transcript has 7 exons. Gene Ontology annotation, cellular component: COPII vesicle coat; endoplasmic reticulum exit site. The coding region runs from base 1 to 2199 and encodes 732 amino acids. NCBI's taxonomy places the organism in Eukaryota, Bigyra, Opalinata, Blastocystidae. The record is from RefSeq and is a predicted model, not a curated record. Gene Ontology annotation, molecular function: zinc ion binding; SNARE binding.